AGCUAGGCCCAUCACAAACUCAUCCCUCUAUCCAAUCCACUCCGUCGUCUUCCCUUUGCCGCCGCCUAAGAGAGCGAGUGCUCCGCGUUGCUCACCCUCGCCGCCUUCAGCAGCAAAUCGGCGACGACCAGCGGCGCUCGAGCCUCGAACCCUCUACAAGCAGUGACUAGCUAGGUAGCGGGAGGCGCCGGGAGCAAGCUGCUUGCGGGAGGUAGGAGCGCCGCCGGAGUGAGACACCCGCCGGCCGGCCGACGGCGGACCAAGACGCGCGGGGUUACGGAGCUGCGGCUGCGUUUUGGACGGUGGACUGCAUAACCAACACCAAGGUCUCCGAUCUGUGUCCACGAUAGGGGAAUGCUGAUGACAUGAGCCUGUGGCCGCUCCAGGUGCAUUUGCCCUUGUGUUCCAAGUACUACUGGGGCUAGGAACAUGUGGUCGCCGUUUCAUGACCUUCAUGAGCUGUUCUGCGGUCAGCUCUAACGCCAUUGCACUCCGGCUUCUCAUCGAGGGUAGGAUCCAGCGCCGGGGUGCCUGUGCAUGCAAGAUGUUUACCCUUGGUUCCCACAGGAGGAGGGUGAGGCACCCGGUGGUCUUCGCGAAGAAGAGGCGGCGGCCCAAGAAGUGGGAACGUCCAUGGUGGAAGCCAUUUUUCUCAGAUUGGAAUGAUGACGAGGAGAGUUUGGCUGGCUUGAGGGAGGAUGACGAAUUGUUGGAGGAGAUUGGUAGUGACCAAGAGCUGUCAGAAAAUGAGAAGUUUGAGACGUGGAGGAGGAAAGCUGAGGCUAUUGUUGAGCUGCGGGAAGCCCAGCAGGAUGCAAUGAAUGCCGAGGAACGGUCGUGGGAGGAUUGGAUCAGUGGGGGAAGCAUGUCAGGGGGAGGAGACUGGGGCGGGGAUGUGAGCGUGUUGGACCAGAUAUCUGAUGAUCCUGCAGAGAUAGUGAGGGAUAAGAGCGCUGUUGAAGUUUUCAGAGAUUCCAUUGAUGAAGAUUAUGAUGACAUGUUGUUUGAAGAUCGAGUUUUUAUGUAUGCCUCAACAAAUUCGGCCAAAUUUCUGGCACUACUGAUUGUGGUUCCGUGGGUGAUAGAUUUUCUAGUCCAUGACUAUGUUAUGAUGCCCUUUUUAGAGAGAUAUGUCCAGAAGGUGCCUCUUGCUGCUGAGUUACUUGAUGUAAGACGCAGCCAGAAGCUCCAAAUGGUUAAAGACCUAAAUAUUGAGAAGGCAAGAUACCGUUUUGAAGUAGAGAUUGGUAAAUCUCCUCCACUUUCUGACGAGGAUGUCUGGUCAGAGCUGCGAGAAAAAGCGUUAGAGUUGAGAGAUGACUGGAGAUUAGAAAACCGGAAAGCUUUUGCAAAUAUAUGGUCUGAUAUGGUUUAUGGGAUUGCGCUAUUCCUACUUAUCUGCUUCAACCAGAGCAAAGUUGCGAUGCUGAAGUUCACAGGAUAUAAGUUGCUAAAUAACAUUUCAGACAGUGGGAAGGCCUUUCUUAUUAUUCUAGUAUCAGACAUCCUUCUAGGGUACCAUUCAGAGUCAGGUUGGCAUACAUUGGUAGAGGUUAUUCUGGAGCACUACGGGCUUGAAGCUGAUGAAGCUGCAGUCACAUUUUUUGUUUGUUUGGUUCCUGUUGCUCUCGACGUGUUAAUAAAGUUUUGGGUAUACAAAUACCUUCCAAGAUUAUCACCCACUGUGGGCAACGUUUUGGAUGAAAUAAAGCGCCACUAGAGAAUUUCAUUUUUGAUUGUUUCCAUUAGGAAAUCGCUUGGAAAAUUGUCACCUUCGUGGUAAGAGUGGAUGAAUAUUCUAUUGGAUUGGCAUUCCAAAUUUUCAGUUCUGAAGGACCUCUUUGUCUGAACGGCCUCAUAGAACACCUGCCUGAUCAUCAAUCGGGUGUCAGGCUAUUUGCCAUGUCCUGGAAUUAGCGAAUUACAUGAGCUGGUUCUAAUUCUGAAACCAUAUAAUGGAAAAGACUAUGUUAGUAAGUUAGCCAUAUUCUCCGGUUGAACAUAAAGAUUCUGCACCGGGUACCCUACAGGAAAAUUCAGAUUCUUUUGACCUGAUAUUUAUCGGUGGCAAUCGGUUUUGCCUUGGAAAUUCUCACAAGCGGAGCCAUGCUUAAGUUCAGUUUCUUCUGUGCAAAUUCUGAAGAAAGUAUAGCAUACAUUGUGGUGAAUUCAAUAUGCCUGUUGAUUUUUUCGAAUGCUUGCUUGAAUUAAUGGCCUGCGUCUGUCAAGUGGUGUAUACAGCUUCACGUCUUGGAUGGUCGAAACUCAAGUUAAAACUUGCAAGUCUUUGUAAACUUCAUAUUUCAAUCACAUUCUCAAUUUGCAAGCUGUAUAAGUGUGACUAGAAAUGAAAUUUGCAAGUUUUAACCUCCA
This is a messenger RNA of Panicum hallii, 2373 nucleotides long. Its product is annotated as chloroplast envelope membrane protein. The coding region runs from base 446 to 1720 and encodes 424 amino acids. The record is from RefSeq and is a predicted model, not a curated record. Gene Ontology annotation, cellular component: membrane. NCBI's taxonomy places the organism in Eukaryota, Viridiplantae, Streptophyta, Magnoliopsida, Poales, Poaceae. The transcript is spliced from 9 exons.